ACGUUUUUACGUCACAAUCAGCAGUCGUGGAGUCUUGUAAUUGUCGCGUGGUUAACCAUUGCGUAUUGGAACCAAGGCUUAGUUUCGAGAUCUCCGAACGAACAAGUCUGCUGAUAGCUAAGCCACUAAUUUUUACAGAAUACAAACCAACUACCGGAUAAUACGUAGAUAGAAUCUCUGUGUCUUUAUUGCGUACAAAUAGGGAGGUAUGUUUGGUCGUCGCGGUUAUGUAGGUGACAGCUCGCGUUGAAGGUUAAGAAACGCCCAUCUUGGUUAAUACAUCUCCAGUUCCCAUCGUGGUGGUUGAGUAGAUUUUCUAGAAUGAGGGGUGGAGGAAUGUUCGAUACCCACGACUUUGCCAAACGUAUAAGGCGAUUCAUUGAUGGCAAUCACUCAUAUCGCAAGCUCCUCAUAUUGUUGGUCAUUUGCGGAGCGCUGCUGCUCUACCUUGGACCUUCCGUUGCUCAGUGGUUGUUUGCCAGUAGCCAAAGACCGAUCGAAGCAUUUGAAGAUCAAUGCAUCAACGAAAGACUCGCUAGUGCAUUUUUUGAUGCCGCUGAAUACAAUGCUAUCAUCUCACCUUCUUCCGACGAUCAUUCUUAUUUGCCUUACGUUGGAAAUGGAGUUUUCGGUAUUCCCGUGACUCCUGAAGCUUGGCUCUAUAUAAAAAAUGGAAGAACGCUAUCUCUGAGGGUUCCUUGGCAGCCGAUAUUAACACAUCCAAAUUCCGACAACACUCCUUCUCGGGAAGCCACUGUUACGCAUUUAACCACCGGGAUAGUUCAUAGAUAUCAAUGUUUUCGUGAAGGGUAUCACGUUGAAUUUCAGUAUUAUGCUCACAGAAGCCUCGAUAGGAUUUUUGUUCAAGAAAUCAAGAUAGCCAAUCCCCUCGCAGUUUCUCAAGAAGUUCCGCUCAAGCCUCAAACAUCAAUGCAUUGGAGGGACUCAGGCACCGAGGCAGUACAAGUUCAAGUUGAAGGACUCCCCAACUACGAGUACACUUCAACCUCAGGAUUCGUUUCUUUGCCAGGUUCUGACAAGAUUGUGGCCGUCGCUGUGGUGUAUCGUUCACCGCCAAAAACAUUCCAUGUUACAGCGCGAAGUUUUAUGAAGCUGCAAUUUCUUACUAGCGUCCAUUACAGUGAACCUGUAUCAUCAGAUUCAUAUAUCGCAAGGAAACAAUUGUUGCAAGUGUCACAAAAAAAGGCAUUGGAGGAUAUGAAAAGAGCUCUUGUGCAACAACAACAAGGAUUAAAGGAGGAACAUACGUUAGUUUGGCAGAGUUACUGGCAUACAGGCAUCAGAAUCAGCAAUUCGAAAGCUAAAGGUGCGAUAAACGGGCACAAAAUCAACUCCACAAUGUACUACGUAUUGUCUCAAGUUCCCGCGGGUAUACCAGAUGUCGAAAAAGAUGUCGCGAACAACGAGGGUUGCUACCGAGGUCAUCACACUCUAGACGCUCCACGACUCUGGCAAGACACAUCAACAAUUGAGGGUGUUAAUGACAUUGUUGGAGCAUGGCUGGUUACCUUGGAAAAGCAGGGAUGUCACCAUCUGAUGGUUGGUGGACCGGCAGCUGUUCAACAAGCGAUUGUUCUCAGUUUAGGAUCCUUGAGGUUCAGCAACCAGCACUUGGAGUUUAAUAUAGAUCCACAGUACUUGCAUCGCGACUACUUCUUCAGGCGCAUAAGUUAUGGCAACGUAACUCACUUAAACAUCUCAGUAAUGGUGGGCGAAGAUAAUCGCGCGGUUCUGGGUGUUGCACUUGAUCGCAGCGAUACUGUUUAUUAUGGAUGCGAUGCUGGCUGCUUAGACUCUCCAGUACCACUGAGUCAAUCCUGGACUAACUUCCCAGUGAAGCUAACGAAACCGUUGACAGCAAUAUUGUACAUAACGUCCGAUCAACAGCACAUGCAAGACUUGCGUAAAGCUCUGCACGUCCACGAGGUUGAUGAGGCACCGGCGCACGAUCAUCACGUGAUGGCGUUGCACAAGCACGGCCAUCGUUUGGGGGGUCUGCCAACUUUAUUUUGGAUCAGUAUUUGCUUCCUGAUUGUCGUGUUCCACUUAUUUUUAUGCAAACUUAUCCUCAGCGAGUACUGCGACCAUCAGGACCGUCAAAGAACACGUUACGGCAAACCCUGAUAGUUCUUCGAGUCAUAGUUAUACUCUGUAUAAAAUACGUGUAUAUACCAUAUGUAUUUUUUUACUACCUUCGAAUAAACUGUGCUUAAGCUUCA
Neodiprion fabricii is the source of this 2240-nucleotide messenger RNA. RefSeq lists its product as uncharacterized. Bases 322 to 2145 code for a protein of 607 amino acids. The record is from RefSeq and is a predicted model, not a curated record. The transcript has 7 exons. NCBI's taxonomy places the organism in Eukaryota, Metazoa, Arthropoda, Insecta, Hymenoptera, Diprionidae.